CCGCCGACGGGUCGAGACGUGUUUACCAUUCCUCGACGUGGAGGGAAAAGUUUAAGCGAUCGGCUUUAAUGUACAUUCAAAAUUCGUUGAGGGAACUGCAGUGCUUUAAGUAUGUGAACUUCACUUGUGACUCUCUUGCAAGAUGACUGUCAAUUCUUAAUAAGCUCGCGUUUGGUGUGCGAAGAACAAUGAAAGGAUAUCUCCAUCUGGUUAUCGUAUCACUGGUGGUGGCAGACGCGAGCUCAAGUGACAAACGACCUGGCUUCGUGGUGGAGCCACCGUCGCGGCUAUUGUGGCCGUCGACUCGGGGCGCACACGCGGAAUGCCGAGCAACUGGUCAUCCAACUCCCGACGUCUACUGGGUCACUGCUGAGGGGCAGGUGCUAACUACUAUCCCUGGACUGAGACACGUCUUGCCAGACGGUAAGCUAGUGCUGGGUGCUCGAAGAUCGCUUCUGGAAGCUGGUAGUGGAGCAAGCGGUGCUGUUCUCCGAUGCAAGGCGACCAACAAAGCUGGGACCGUUCUCUCUCGACCAGUAAUACUACAACCAGUGGAAGAUGGCGUGUUAACUCAUACUGCUCGGCAACUGACACCCGCCAAAGUUGGCGGUUCGGUUCUUAUGAGAUGUGAAGUAUCACCGCAGGUCGGUCUCGUGGAGGUCACGUGGCUUCAAGACGGACUUUCUCUGUCCUCAGGGUAUUUAACCAGCGAUUCGCGAUGGACAGCCGGAGCCGGUGGACUCUUACUCGGCACAGAUUUGACUCAAGCUGAUAUACAAGCAGAAUACUCCUGUCUGGCCGUAGAUACGUUAAGUCCGGCGUUAAAACUCACUACUGAUGAUAGCUGCUGGCUCGAGAAUAUAGAACUAAGUUCCGUAGAGGCUCAGACUGGAGAUACUGUGAUUCUUCCUUGUAUACUAAGGCAUGUCAGUGGUGAUUCUCUUACUUGGCAGCGACAGGACUCGAGUGGGACUUGGUCAUCAUCAAAUGAUGGUUCAGCACGUGGAGGAGCUCUUAUAUUCCCAGCAGUGAGACCGGACCAUGCAGCAAAAUAUUCUUGUUCUUACGGCUCAGGAUCUUCGCAAAGACUGCUCAUUCGAUUAAUAGUUUACGAACCUUUAAUUUUGACUGUCGCCCCAAAUCCGUUGACAUUAGGGACUGGUGGUACAGGGCAAUUUAACUGUUCGGUUCGCGGUGGACGUGGUAAUGGGAUUACCUUGAGCUGGCAACAUGAAGGGCGCCCCCUUCACGCUCCACAAGCACGCCUGUCCGUCGGACCAGUACGUUCUCAUCACGCUGGUACAUAUCAAUGCACCGCUCACGACCACACUGACACGGCUGUUGCUGGCGCUGAACUUGUCCUCGCUGACAGACCACCGAGACUGGUAUCGACGUUUAGUGAAGCUGUUACGAGGAUAGGACAGAGUAUAGCUUUGAAAUGUGCAGCUACUGGCUUACCAUCCCCUCGCAUACUUUGGACUUUAGACGAUAGACCACUUCCAUCAGCGCCAGACAAGUAUAAUGUAAAUACUAGAGGAGAAACUGUGCCUGGUGCGGAUGAAGGAACUGUAGUUUCCACACUUAGUAUCACAAUUAGAACUGCUGAUGAAGGUGGACGAUAUGGAUGUAACGCAACCAAUUCUAGGGGAUCGCACGUACAUCAUGCUAGAUUAAAUGUUUACGGGCCACCAAAUAUUAGGUAUUUACACGCGAUUCACGUUAAAACUGACAAUGAUGUGAAACUGCACUGCCCUUAUUCAGGGUAUCCAAUCAAGGAGGUAGUUUGGCGUCGCGAGGAUGGUUCGUUAGUAGACGUAGCAAUGGAAGCUGGUGAUGAACGAGGAAUACUUAGAUUACAUUCUGUAAGGAGCGCCGCGUCAGGAAGCUACACUUGUGAAGUCCGAGCUGAAAGUGGAGAACUUGCAAGAAGAACUGUUCGCAUUGAAGUUCACAAGCCGCCAAAGAUAGCGGAUUUUCAUUUUCCGGAAGAAUUAGAAGUUGGUGGUAGUACUCAAGCAACAUGCAGUUUGAUAACAGGAGAUAAACCAAUACAGUUCACGUGGCACAAAGAUAAUUUACCAAUACCUUCUGCGCUUAAGACGGAGCAAAAAAACAUGGAUUUCUUUUCUAUCCUAAUCAUACAAGACCUAACAUCAGCUCACAGUGGCGAAUACACCUGCAAAGCAUCAAACGAUUUUGGUAGCGUAAGUCACAGUGCGCCUCUAAUUGUGAAAGAGUCACCAACCUGGGUAUGGCGAGCACAAAACAUUUCAGUGUCAGCUGGUGCGGUACUUCUGUUGCCAUGUUCUGCUAAAGGACAACCGACUCCUAGGAUAUCCUGGGAAUAUUCUGCUGAUGGUGAUAAUUGGCGACAUGUCCUAUGGAGUCAAUCAGAGGCAUCAGACAUGGGAGGUGGCUCAGUACUUUCAGAUGGAACAGUUUGGUUGAAAGAGGUCACUCCCGGACACGAGGGCUGGUACAGAUGUACAGCAAGAGUUCAACAUUCAUUCUUGCACCAUUCCUUUUAUUUAGAUGUUAGAGAGCCUCCACGAUUGACAAGGGGCGGUGGAGGUGGAGAAACUCGAUGGGUGGUGAGAGGGGCUACGGCUCGUUUGACUUGCACAGUUAGAGGAGAACCAGAAAUUCACGUCCAUUGGACGCACGAUUCGAGACCUUUGGCUUUGCAUGGAUCGGGGGGGAUAGAAACCAGAGACACGAACAGCGGUAUAAUUACUUCGGAAAUGACUAUAAACCACGCAGGACCGGAGCAUGCGGGCGAGUACCGGUGCUUAGCAAGGAACUUGUAUGGGGCCGACGAACUUGUCUUCAGACUAUUCGUGAAAGAACGCCCGAGUAUACCAGAGGAAGUACGCAUAUCUGACGUUUGGCCACGUAAAGCCCGUAUCACGUGGAGGAUGGCGAGAGGCGCUAUGGUAUCACAUUAUUCGAUACAAUACAGAGCAUUAAACCGAGAGCUAACGACUGCACCGCUUGACGCUCCGCUACCCGCUCUGCUCGACACCUGGGACACUCCCGAAGUACUCAAUCUGACAUUAGGAAACUCAGAUUUGCUACAUGUGGCGUCUGAAGGUCCGAGCCGAGCCGGUGCUUUUGUGUCAGGCUUGUCACCUGACACUCGAUACGCAUUACGGGUAGCCGCUUACAACGACGUUGGAGCAUCGUCUUAUACAGCACCUCUACACUUCACUACCCGGGAGGAAGCACCCGGAGGAGCUCCCCGCGAUAUCACUGUACGAGCACUAAGAGCUCGUGAACUUCACGUCACAUGGCAGUCUCCACUUCGAGAAACAUGGCAUGGAACUUUACUAGGAUAUACCAUACGUUGGUGGGAGGUAUCGGAGGUAAACAAAGGCGUUCUCACCGAGGGUCCUGGUUCUGAAAGUGGAGCAAGCGCAGAUGCCACUAGUACGACUCUUAGAGGUUUGAAAGCUGCAACAAGGUACGGUGUUACCGUAAAAGCUUACAAUGCAGCGGGCACUGGUCCACCUUCACCGCCUCAUUACCGAUACACAUUGGAAUCAGCACCUACUGGAGGUCCUGAAGGUGUGGAAUGUAAAUCAAGUGGUGCAACAUCCCUCCGUGUUUCUUGGAGUCCGCCAGCCUUGGAUUCUCGUGGCGGUCUGAUCACCCAUUACACUGUACAAUACACGAGGAGAGAUACUGAUCCUAUGCUGCUUACCCAAGAUGCUUAUCUUCGUGUGCAGGGCGAAGAAGCGACCAUAUCUCGAUUAACGCCAUACGCUGAAUACGAAAUAAGAAUUAGAGCUCACACUGCAGCCGGCGAUGGACCACUCUCAACACCUCAAGUCUGCAGAACUGAUGAAGAUGUUCCAAGUGCACCAGGAGGAAUAAAGCUGAUCGCUUUGGGCGAACGUUCCCUAAGAGCGUCUUGGCUUCCACCACCAGAACCAAAUGGAAAACUAACCCAUUACACUUUAUUUGUUAAAGACUUAUCAGGAUCUCACGAACCAAAUUUGACAAAAGUGAAUGCGUGUGCGGAAAGCGAAGGCAGUUCCGGAGAAUGUAUGAAAUCUUUGCGUGGAUUAAGACCGAGUAGAACCUACGAAGCUUGGGUACGAGCAGCUACAGUUGCCGGAGACGGACCUCCUUCGGCUGCUGUGGCUUGUCAAACUAACGCUUUAGCGCCGGCUCGUAUUUCUUCAUUCGGUGGUAUAGCUAUAGGAACCGCGGGUGGUUCUUUGUCUUUAAGAUGUGUUGUGGGUGGUGCUCCACCACCGGCUAAGCGGUGGCUCAGAGGUGGUAGUCCCACCCAUCCCAGACCACCGUUUCAUCUCGAUGGCGAUGCUUUAUUGAUAAGAGGUCUAGAGCUAUCACAUGCCGACAAUUACACGUGCGUUGCUGAGAACCCUCACGGCUCUGAUUCAGUAACUUGGAAGGUUAUUGUGUUACGUCCACCUGCACCUCCUGGGCUCAUGUUAUUAGAGGCCAGAUCGAGAGAAUUAGAACUAGACUUAAGGCCGGCACAGAGAGCACAAGGGCAUGCAGUAGCAAAGGUUUUUACUAUACAUUGGAGACUAGCGUCGCUCGAGGGUGAGUGGCGAACUCAAUCCGCCACUCCAGGUCCGAUAAUACUGACCGGACUACGUUGUGGAUCAGCAUAUAGAGUGUACGGAUCAGCCGGUGGUGCUCCUGGCUCUGAGCUCACUGUUCGUACAUCUGGAGGUCCGCCUAUAGCUCCUCCGGACGCUAGAUGGAUCAGAGCUAAUGCAACUCACGCUAGGUUCGAUACUAGUAUUUGGGGAGAUGGGGGGUGUGGACCAGUUGCUCUUAAGUUAGAGUGGGCAGGAUCUGGCUUAGCCGGAGCUAGAGAUGUCCCUGUGGGAGGUGAAGUUAUUUUAGGUGGUUUAUCCCCCGGUGCAAGAUAUCGUCUUGCAGCCAGAGCUUCUAACGAGGCGGGUUGGACCCGUGAAGUUUAUGAAUUUACAACAACACUCUCAGAAGGAGGAUUUGCCGAGGAAGUCGAUGCUCCAUUCCCAGCUACCGCGGGAGAAUUAGCACUGCUUCUGGCACUAUGCGCCGCCCUGUCUUUGGCUGCCUUAACUAUAUUAGCUAUAUUAUUAAGGAGAAAAAGGUCGGAUGGCGCGGCCGCGAGGGUAUCCACAAGCGCUGAGAAGCCGAACUGCGGUACAUACAAAGGGACACCACAUCAAGCGCCAAAGCUACCCCCCGAUCCACCAGAUGUGUACGAAAUAAGCCCUUAUGCAACGUUUGCUGGAGGACCGGGUUCAACGGCGGGUGCGUCUCGCGCGUACACUUUGCAGCUGCGGGCGCUCGCUAGGCACGACGAUGACGCGGCGCCACCACACCCUCCAUGCUGCGACGAGGAAACCUGCGUGGACGCAUGUGACGGCCAACGUAGACGCAGACGACGCAGGCACUACUGCCCUGAUCACGGUUGUUCUCAAGAUUCUGGAAGUUGAAAAUCUAACCAAAAACAAAUUUUAGUGAACAUAUAUUAUCUAGUCAUUGUAAUUAGUAUUUCGAUCAUACAUACUACUAUGUAUACAAAAAUUUGUACAAUAAUAUUGUCUAUUUAUUA
Molecule: messenger RNA, 5581 nt
Organism: Bombyx mori (domestic silkworm)
Lineage: Eukaryota; Metazoa; Arthropoda; Insecta; Lepidoptera; Bombycidae
Product: cell adhesion molecule Dscam2
Exons: 34
Coding region: 189-5462 (1757 amino acids)
Biological process (GO): cell-cell adhesion
Molecular function (GO): protein binding
Source: RefSeq, a predicted model, not a curated record